Molecule: messenger RNA, 361 nt
Organism: Drosophila subpulchrella
Lineage: Eukaryota; Metazoa; Arthropoda; Insecta; Diptera; Drosophilidae
Product: accessory gland-specific peptide 70A
Exons: 2
Coding region: 29-211 (60 amino acids)
Biological process (GO): regulation of female receptivity, post-mating
Cellular component (GO): extracellular region
Molecular function (GO): hormone activity
Source: RefSeq, a predicted model, not a curated record
GACGAUUAGCUUGAGUAUCAGUACAGAAAUGAAGGCAAUUGCAUUACUCUUGGUUCUUGUCUGCAUAGUUGGGUUGGUCAAGUCUUGGGAAUGGCCAUGGAAUAAGCAAAAGAAACCUUGGGAGAGACCGAAAUUCCCGAUUCCAAACCCAAAUCCUCGUGAUAAAUGGUGCCGUCUUAAUCUGGGACCUGCUUGGGGAGGAAGAUGCUAAAGUAUAUUUCAUAUUGUAUCGAUUUUCAGCCUUAUUUUCCGGAAAAUUAUUUUGCUAUUAAAGUGUAAUAUAAACUAUGAAAGGCAUCCAUGUAUGUAGACAAUUCAUUUGCUUUAUGACGUCACAUAAUAAAGUUCUAUGUUUUUGUGU